This is a messenger RNA of Helicoverpa zea (corn earworm), 628 nucleotides long. RefSeq lists its product as uncharacterized. Lineage: Eukaryota; Metazoa; Arthropoda; Insecta; Lepidoptera; Noctuidae. The record is from RefSeq and is a predicted model, not a curated record. The transcript has 3 exons. The coding region runs from base 24 to 530 and encodes 168 amino acids.
AUUUUUGUCUUUGCAAGUCGAAGAUGUCGUUCCUUUCAAUUUUGUUAGUUGCGUCCGCAUUUUAUUUUGCUCACGCAAGACCAGAUACAGGAUCCCCCGAAUGGAAUAGCAAACCAGUAGACUCCCAAGAACCAGCCAGUCACGAUGCAUCAUACGAUGAUUCAUCUUACCAGGAGUCAGGUCACCAAGAAUCCCCUUCAGAUCGUGCGGCUUACGAACGGCUAUCGGCUUUAAUGACUGAUUUUGGCAAAGCCAUGGAUACGCAUUUGACUCCGUUAAUGUCGAAAAUGGCAGAGCAUAAGCAGAAGGACAUGAAGUCUAUAGGCUUGAACGGGAUGGCGAGUUACUUGAACUACAUGUACCUCAUGAUUCAAGAAUAUGAACACGAGAAAGAGAAAGGGGUAAACUCUACAAGUCACGACCCUUCAACACCAAGAAAUAACGAAAUCAUUCUACAGUUUGACUCACCUUACAACGUGGACUGGCCUUUCAUUCACGACACCCAUGAAGAACAUAAAGUUGCCAAUUAAUGGUCUAUUUUAAAUGCAUUUUGUAACACGUUACAAUUUAUUUACAAGCAAUAUUAUACCUUAUUUGUAACAGAAAUAAAUGUGUUUUUUAAUCGUCA